CCUGCACGCCUCUUUACGGCUCUGUUCUUCAUUGACGGGGGGAAAAUAUCACAGCCCAAGUCAGGCACGACUAGAGCUAUCUCCUGUUUGACUCGUGUUGCUCAAAUGUCUUCGCUGAUAUCAGAGGGAAACAGGUUAAUAGCGCUAAGAAGAAAUUAGACUGACGCAAUGUUAAGGUUUAUUAGUGUAGUAAACGCUAAUAGGUAGCUGGAAGGUGUGUGUUAUCUGUGUGAAUAGUCUGAACUGUCAUUUAUAUCAGGACUAGAGCGGGUUAGCUAGCCGGCUAACUACCUGAGCUGGCGGCUCUGAUGCGCGCUCUCCGGUGUCUCGGAGCGGACGUGUUCACUGAGCAGUAGCUGCAUGGUUUUUUCACUUGACUUGACUUGACGACGACAUGGAGCUGUUUCAGGCCAAAGACCAUUACAUCCUCCAGAGUGGAGACAACGCUCUGUGGUGCAGCAGGAAGGACGGCUCCAUGGCCGUGAGAGCCGCAACUGACCUGCUACUAGCUUGGAAUCCAAUAUGUUUGGGGCUGGUGGAGGGCGUUAUUGGAAAAAUUCAACUUCAUGCUGACUUUCCUCUGGGCCUGAUUCUGAUCCGCCAGAAAGCACUUGUAGGUUUACUGCCAGGAGAACACAAGGUGUACAAGAUCACAAAAAUAACCGUUAUCCCACUCUCAGAUGAUGAACCACAGGAUCUGGAAUUAGAGCUUUGUAAGAAGCACCACUUUGGGAUCAACAAACCCGAGAAAAUUACCCAGUCUCCAGAUGAUUCUAAGUUCCUGCUGAAGACUCUGAGUCAAAUCAAGUCUAAUGUUGCUGUUCCCAUCAAGAAAAAGGUCAAAGAGAAUAAAGAAAAGGAGCGCCUGGAGAGGAGACUGCUUGAUGAGCUCUAUAAGAUAUUCAUGGACUCCGAUUCCUUUUACUACAGCCCCACUUAUGAUCUUACAAAUACUGUGCAGAGACAGGGAGCCUCAGACAAGUCUGAUCUGCCCCUUUGGAAACGGGUUGAUGACAGAUUCUUCUGGAAUAAACACAUGAUACAGGACCUAGUUAACCUACAGGUUCCUGAGGUGGACUUUUGGGUGAUCCCCAUAAUCCAAGGCUUUGUUCAGGUGGAGGAGCUGGUGGUGAACUACAACGAGAGCUCAGAUGAGGAAAAAAGCAGCCCAGAGACACCGCUGCAGGAGCAGCACACCUGUGUGGACGACAUUCACCCACGCUUUACGGUGGCUCUCAUUUCCAGACGCAGCCGUCACCGCGCUGGCAUGCGAUACAAACGGAGAGGAGUGGACACUGAUGGACGUGUGGCCAACUAUGUGGAGACAGAGCAGCUAAUCCACGUGCAUAAUCACACGCUGUCAUUUGUGCAGACACGAGGCUCUGUCCCUGUGUUUUGGAGCCAAGCUGGGUACCGCUACAAUCCCAGACCACGUCUAGAGAAAGGAGAGAAAGAAACCACUCCCUAUUUUGCUUUGCACUUUGAGGAGCAACUUAAAAUUUAUAAAAAACAGGUCAUAAUCAAUCUGGUGGACCAAAAUGGGCGGGAGAAGUUGAUUGGUGAUGCAUACCUUAAACAGGUGCUGCUCUUCAACAACCCCAACUUAACCUACGUCUCAUUCGACUUCCAUGAGCACUGUCGAGGGAUGAAGUUUGAGAAUGUCCAGACGCUCACCGACGCCAUCUCUGACAUCAUCACAGACAUGCGAUGGGGCUGGGUGGACCAAGCAGGAGUCAUCUGUACACAAGAGGGGAUUUUCCGAGUUAACUGCAUGGACUGCCUAGACAGGACUAAUGUAGUUCAAGCAGCUAUUGCGCGUGUGGUCAUGGAAAAGCAGUUGAAGAAACUGGGGGUGAUGCCCCCAGAACAGCCACUGCCCCUUAAAUGUUACAGGAUCUACCAGGUGAUGUGGGCCAACAAUGGAGACACCAUCAGCCGCCAGUAUGCUGGCACAGCUGCUUUAAAGGGCGAUUUCACACGCACAGGAGAAAGGAAACUAGCCGGAGUGAUGAAAGACGGUGUGAACUCUGCCAAUCGCUACUAUUUGAACCGAUUCCGUGACGCAUACAGACAGGCUGUCAUCGACCUCAUGAUGGGCCUCCCUGUUACUGAGGACCUGUAUUCUAUCUUCAGCAAAGAGAAGGAGCAUGAGGAGAAAGAGAAAGAGAGCCAGAGAGGAGCACAGGAACAGGUCAGCCUCCUCCUCCAGACGUACAUGCAACUACUGCUGCCAGAUGAUGAGAAGUUCCAUGGAGGCUGGGCCCUCAUUGACUGCGACCCCAGUCUUAUUGAUGCGACACACAAAGACGUGGACGUUCUGUUACUGCUGUCCAACUGUGCAUAUUAUGUUGCUUACUAUGAUGAGGAGACAGAUAAAGUUAACCAGUACCAGCGUCUCGGUUUAGAAGGAUUGGAAAAGAUUGAAAUAGGCCCAGAGCCUACUCUCUUUGGCAAACCCAAAUACUCCUGCAUGAGACUGCAUUAUAAAAAUGGGGAGAUUAGUGGCUAUUUUCACACCCUGAGGGCUGUGACACGGAACCCAGAAGAUGAUGGAAAAGACACCCUGCAGUGUAUAGCAGAGAUGCUCCGCAUAACUAAACAAGCAAUGGGACUUGACCUGCUAGUCAUAGAGAAGAAAUUGGAAAGGAAGCACAGCAAACCUCACGAAGACAUCCUGGGCAUACAGGGAAAAGCCACUGAGCCAAUACUUGGCUCAGGCUUAGCUCAGGGCAAAAGUUUCUUCUUGAACAAAUUCUCGUCCUUAAAUCAGAAAGUAAAGCAGACAAAAACUAACGUAAACAUUGGAAACUUCAAGCCCCUCGGCAGACUCGAGAUGAAGGUGAACUUCCUAAAGCCCAACAUGAGGGUGAACCUUUGGAAAUCAGACAGCAGUUUGGAGACUUCUGAUGGCAAUCCAGGCCCUGGAGCUAUGAAGGACCUUUGUAAUGAUCGUUCAGAUCUAGAGAUCUCUGACGACUCUGACUCUUAUAACUCAGAUGAGCAGCCAUGCUCAGGUUCCCUGGAGAACAUUGACUAUGUGCUCCCCAGUUGUGGGAUUGUAGCAUCUGCACCUCGACUUGCCAGCCGGUCCCAGUCCAUCGGAAGUGUUGAACUCGCUGUCCCCUCUGUUAUUCGUGUCACAAGUUGCGAGAACAAGGUAGAGGACAGCUUGUCAGUUGAACCAAACUCUCAGUCACCUGGCGAAGCUUCAGAAGCAGAGGAGGCCAUCUUGAUUGACUUUGGGACACCAAUUGAUGCUUACUGCCACCAGUUUGUCCAGGAUGCGCAGACCAAACCAGUAGAAGUGUUCGAAGAACGCCCGGUGCUGCCACUAAACCCGCAAGCACCUGAGGGUCUCAAAGCACCUCCAGCUUCAGGCUCAAAGCCAGAAACCUCAAACACCCAGCAGCAGCAACUCCCUCGUCCAUCUCAGCUCGAUGUGGAGCCUUCAGUCUCAGGAGGAAAACUCCUCACCGUCCAGCCCCCAGGUUCUGCCGCAUCAUGUAGCUCCCAAAAGAGCCUUGGCUCCAUCUUGGAAGGGAGUCUAGGACCUUCUCCAGCAGACAGUAAUGGAAGUCGUGUGGUGUCCCCCUUUGCUAAGAUUAAGAGCUCUGUGGUGCAAGUGGCUAGCAUGACCCAGGCUGGACUCACUCAAGGUAUCAACUUUGCUGUGGCGAAAGUUCAAAAAAGUCCAGAGCCUGAUGCUGUCAAUGAAACACAGCAGAAUGAAUUGCGAGCUAUGUUUACACAGUGCCAGACUAGGAUCAUUCAGAUAUAAUAUGUUCGUUUGGCCUCAUACAGAUGCAUUUUUAGUGUAGAAUGUAACUUCUAGCACAGUAGCAGUAGCAUAAGUUUGCACAAAAAAAGUGUACAGUCAAUUACUCCAUAUUUCUGCUCCAGUUAAUGUAACUUAUGUUUACAGCCAGUGUUGUGUAGUGUAUAUAUAGUACACCUAAGCUGAACCUGACUGUGCCCUUAUUCUGAGUAAAAUCUUUAACAUUCAUACAUUGCUGGUCUUGCAUGUAGAGAAAUAUUAGGUAGAUUGGGGCAAGCAAGUUUUACUGCAUGUCGAGAGUCAAGAUCUAGUUUAGUCACGUGUGACACCUGCUGUGCAGUACUCUUCUUUGCAUCUGUUGAGUGUUGUAGCUAUAGCCGAAUCGUAUACCAAGUCAGACUCUAAUAUCUGUUCGAUGGGCAGCUCAGUAUUAGACAGUAGAAAAGGAGGAAAGUAAACAAAGCUCCAUAUAGGUAAAGAAAUAUAUUUGUUGUGUUAAAUGUCAAUAGAAAUGUACCAACGUAGGACCAUACUUUUCUACUUUAUAAUCUAUGGUAAAAUAUUGUCCAGUAAAAUAUUCUUCAGAAGUAGGGCCUUCCACUUAAUAUAUUUAGACAGAACACAUAUAUUUACAUAAAAUUUACUGAUUGUGAUGAUAGGAAAGUUGCCACUUCAGAUGGACAUUUGAGGCACUUUGAAGUCCUUACUAACAUUUCUUUUUUUUUUUAAUUAGCCGUCAAAUUUGAAAGCGUUUGCAUAAAGGUACAAUAAGUAGAAGAUUCAUCAAAACUUGAAUAUUAAAUUAUUGGUAGUAAAUAUCAAGUGGAACAUUAGAUCAAAAGCGCAGACUCUUUAUCUUCUUGCUUUGGAUUUUAUUGUAUAUUGUGCUAAAUACAUGUAAAGUUGAUUAUAUUCCUUGUGCUGCUAAAAAAGCUACAGCUUGGUAACAAGACUCAUAAGCGAAUUACUUAUUGUACCUUUAAUCUUGUGAGGAAUAAUAUAUUUAAUAUUAUGAAUAUUAUUUUAUUUUCUAGAUUAUGCAAGUAACCUGCUUAGUUUUUUCCCCCAGAAAUGCUGUAGGAUAAUGGUAAAGUGGUCAGUGUCUUAAAUUAUACUUGUGUAAAAUGUUUCAUUCUUUCAGGAGGGUUUAUUUGCAAGGCAAACCUGCAUCACAUAGUUGCUUGACAAAUAUAUUUUGAUAUUCAAACGUAAAUAUCAACUUCACAGUUGUCUGUGUAUAAGGAUAAAUGAGUAAUAUGUGUUAUUUAUGAAUACAUAGAGUACUUUGACUGCUUUAAGCUAUUAUUUGAUGCAGGUCAGAUGUAAAGGACCCAGGCCAAACAUGAAAACACUGUAAAAUGCUUUUUGCACUCUGAUAUUUAUAUAUCAAUAGUCUUAUCAUAUUAUUAGGUGCAGGUAUUUUUGACAUGUAUGACUUUAUAUUUAAUGUCAUUUUUCAUUUUUAUUCAGGUUAUUUUGCUGCAUCUUGAGUGUAAUAAUUUCUGGUUUUGUCACAUCAACAACAUGCUCAUUGAUAUGUCCAUGCUCAGGCUUGAGGUAUGACCAUUAGUGUGCUUUAAUUGAUUUUAAAGCAGGCGAUCAGUACUGUUUGAGGUGGUACCUCAAAUUCACCACCCUUUAUGCUGUAUCUAUGUUUCUGGGAAAUUUGAAUUUAAUUAGGCAGUUAUUGAUAUGAAUGAAUUAUGUACAUGUAUCUAUAUUUAAAGGGACACUCCAGCAGCAAAGAAAUCAUCAAUGGAACCAUUUAUCUAUUUUUUUCUAAACACAUCUACUUGCUUCUUUUAGUGGUGAUUCAGUCACCAGAGUAAGAAGAAGCAGUUUUAAUACUAGGGCCACCCCUCCUGAUGACAGCUCUAACUCGCUCGACAAAAGAGCUGAGGAACAAGUAAUAAUAAGGUCUUCCCACAUUAAUCAGGGCCAAGGAACUAAAGUAUACACUUUGUGUUUAUAGUAAGAUACAUUAAAUCCUAUGGGGUCUGCGAGUUUUAAAUUUAGUUACAUUGGUGGGAAUCACAAUCCAAAGUUAUUAUUAUUGUUACGUUCUUAUAUUUAUUAGCAUAUUUGACAGCUCACUUGAAUUGGAUGGGUUUAAUCCAAACCUCAAUAACUCACAUUUAAAUAGUGAACCUAUGAUUUGAAUAGUCAGAUUAUGUGCAUAAAAUAAAUCUGACCUGAAGGGGUCUGUAGAAUAUGGAUUUCAUUUAAAGGAUUUCAUUUGAAGGACCAAAAUGUUACAGGCAUUGUGCUAAAUAAAAGGGUGACUACCCUCUAGCUAGCUACACAUGAUAGACUCAUCAGAUUGAAGUGGCAAGAUAUUUGUUUCCAGUUUGCUUUUUGUGGAAUAAAGAUGGAAUUCAGGUUUUCCAUCAAAUCCUUUGUGGGGGAUAUUGCAGUAGUUUUCAGAUGUUUCUCUGUACUUUGGACUGAGGUACUCUGCACUCACCUUUAGUUUUCACCUAUUCGUAUUUAGCUGCACUGAAUAUCUUUAAAAAAUAGUAAUAAUAAUCUUGUUCCAUAACCAGAAUGAUUGAGCUAUACUGCUAAUGCUAGUACUGGAAGUAUUUUUGAAUCGGGUGCUUGCAGUGAGGAUUCUUAAUGAUUGUUUAACAUCUGUAUAGACAAAACAGGAACAGGCCUGACUGCUACAAUAAUACAUAAUUAUGAAUUCUGAUAAAAUGCUGAGAUGUGAUAUUGUAAUACAGAAUAACAUGUAACAUGGCAAAUACACUAAAUAAUAUCAAUAUGUCAGAAUGCUCCUUUAAAUGAUAUGCAUAUUGACAGGCUAGUCUUUAGGAAGCCAGAACCAUGAAGAUUUUUUUUUUUUUUGUGCCUUAAGGGCUCACCUUGACUCUGUGACUCAUGAUGAGAGCUGAUAAUUACAGCAUGCUUGAGGAUGUGUAGGUCGCUGAAGCGAAUGGAUUAUAAGUGGUAUUUUUAUAAACCUGUAUCUUGAGGAUCAGACAGUAUAGUGUGAGUUAAAACAGCGAGUUAUAUGGUCCAGUUGCUGUACUUAAAGGCAGACAAGAGUUAUAUGGAUAACCCAAUAAUUCUCACUAUAUACAAUACGUCUGCCAUGUAGCAGAAACUGGGCUUGUAUGAAACCUCAAAAUCAAUCUGGAAUAGACCACAGAUGGUUUCAAUUCCAGGGGUCUAGUCCAUUAAAGACUGGCAUUGCAUCUGUACAACACCCUUCAUCUUGUAGGUGGUGAGCCCACAGGAUGGUUCCAUGUCACCAUUUUGGAUUGAGCUUAAUGGGCAACAUGAGUGGCCUGAUCACCAGAUGCUCGCCUGCACAAAAGCACCCCCAGGCCUGACUCCAUUUUGGGUCAAAGUAACCCAAAUUCUGGCAUGGUACUCAUAGUCUUUUUUGUACCAUUCAUGGGGGUAUUUAGGAUCUCUCUCUGUCUGACCACUCCCCUCAGAUCUGGUCAUCAUGGGUGGCCCUACUUGUAGCAUUAAGCGCCCGGUGAGACAGCCCUGAGGUUCACCAAAAUCCACAAGCUCCUUCAAAAAAGUUUUUCCAUCCAAGAAGGAGAGAAGGUUAUAUAACUCCUGUUUCAUAUAAUGAAACACAUGGUCAUCUCAAGCCUGAGGGAGGAUGGAUAAGUGUUUUAUGGACUGCACUUUUUGAACUUGGUUUUGUUUUAUGCUUAAUGGUUAUAUGUUACUGUAAUUACUGUAAUUUGAGAUGCAAAUUAGGUAUCGACAUCAAGCCAUACAACUGACAUUUCAACAAUACCUGUAGCAUCAUUCUGCUACCUGCUGACUAUCUGAAUAUUAACAUGAUGGUUGUAAUACAGGUUUGAUUUGAUGUAUGCUGGGAAAUGGGUUUUGCUUAUAGGUUUAUUUCAGAAGGUUUCUAUAGGUUACUUAAGAAUUCGAGAUGGCAUGCACUGGACUGGAAUUUAUUCUAAUGCUAUUCGAAUAAUUUAGAAUAUUAGUACAAGGCAGUGGUACAUAAAUGUAAACCUAUUCAAGGAGCUGUUUUGUGUAAGUAAACAUUCCUGUUGUUCCAUUUAUGUUGUAUUUUCUAUGCAUAAACAGGUGCACCUUCCUUGUUUUGAUUCACAGAAUUUCCUGAAAGGACCAUACUUUCACACCAAGUGCUUUGGAAACCAUGUAUAAUUUGCCAUUACCACUUUGUCGUGUAACUGACAUGUAUAAUUGAAUUACUUCUUUUUUUUUUUAUCUCUGAAAAUGUUUUUGACUUAUGUGUUAGGCAUCAUUUAAACACUUUUCAUCAUCUCAUGUGUGUGUGUGUGAAUGACUUCUUCCACAAAAGUGUGAAAGAUAUUUUCAUUCUGUACCCAGAAUUUAAUUGCAUUGUAUAAUGGUCCAUUUAUUCCUAAUGCUUACUCACUCUUAACCCCCUGUAUUUGAUAACAAUUGUGUAAAACUGCUGUAUUUUAAAAUAUUAUGUCUUAUUUGGGAGGCUUUUUAAGUAAAUCAUUCAAAGCAAA
Pangasianodon hypophthalmus (striped catfish) is the source of this 8256-nucleotide messenger RNA. It is a transcript of the gene inpp5f, whose product is annotated as inositol polyphosphate-5-phosphatase F. The record is from RefSeq and is a predicted model, not a curated record. Lineage: Eukaryota; Metazoa; Chordata; Actinopteri; Siluriformes; Pangasiidae. Gene Ontology annotation, molecular function: phosphatidylinositol-4-phosphate phosphatase activity. Gene Ontology annotation, biological process: regulation of endocytic recycling; phosphatidylinositol dephosphorylation. Bases 395 to 3778 code for a protein of 1127 amino acids. The transcript is spliced from 20 exons. Gene Ontology annotation, cellular component: early endosome; clathrin-coated endocytic vesicle.